Molecule: messenger RNA, 339 nt
Organism: Grosmannia clavigera kw1407
Lineage: Eukaryota; Fungi; Ascomycota; Sordariomycetes; Ophiostomatales; Ophiostomataceae
Product: mitochondrial genome maintenance protein
Exons: 5
Coding region: 1-339 (112 amino acids)
Biological process (GO): protein import into mitochondrial matrix; protein insertion into mitochondrial inner membrane
Cellular component (GO): TIM23 mitochondrial import inner membrane translocase complex
Source: RefSeq, a predicted model, not a curated record
AUGCCUCCCGUCAGCACCGGCCAUGCAGUGGGCCCUUCAACCUCCGACAAGCUCAAGAUGGGCGCCAUGAUGGGUGGCACUGUGGGUGUAAUCAUUGGAUUUAUCUACGGAACCGUCAACAUCUUCCGGUACGGCGCCGGCGUAAACGGCAUAAUGCGGACUCUGGGCCAAUAUAUGGCGGCGUCCGGGGCGACUUUUGGAUUCUUCAUGUCUAUCGGCAGCGUCAUUCGUAGCGACUCCUCUCCGAUUGUGCAAGAAGCCUACGCAAAUGCUCGUCGGCGGCCAUGGAUAAUGGCUGCUGAGACAGCCUAUCGGCCACGGCCAAACCGUACGGACUAG